This is a messenger RNA of Solenopsis invicta (red fire ant), 4383 nucleotides long. RefSeq names its product splicing factor 3B subunit 3 (gene Sf3b3). Gene Ontology annotation, biological process: mRNA splicing, via spliceosome. Gene Ontology annotation, molecular function: U2 snRNA binding; protein binding. The coding region runs from base 1 to 3654 and encodes 1217 amino acids. The transcript has 12 exons. Lineage: Eukaryota; Metazoa; Arthropoda; Insecta; Hymenoptera; Formicidae. Gene Ontology annotation, cellular component: nucleus; U2 snRNP. The record is from RefSeq and is a predicted model, not a curated record.
AUGUAUCUAUAUAAUCUGACCCUCCAGCGCGCCACGGGCAUCACCCAUGCGGUGCACGGUAAUUUCUCCGGCAGCAAGAUGCAGGAGAUUCUCGUCUCCCGCGGCAAGUCGUUGGAGCUGCUGCGACCAGAUCCGAACACGGGCAAGGUUCAUACCCUGCUGACCGUCGAGGUGUUCGGCAUCAUCCGAUCCCUUAUGGCGUUCAGACUGACCGGCGGGACAAAAGAUUACAUCGUCGUCGGGUCAGAUUCCGGCCGUAUAGUAAUUCUAGAGUAUAUCGCUGCCAAAAACACCUUCGAGAAGGUGCAUCAGGAAACUUUUGGCAAGAGCGGGUGCAGACGCAUCGUUCCUGGACAAUAUCUUGCCAUUGAUCCAAAAGGAAGAGCAGUUAUGAUAGGUGCUAUUGAGAAGCAGAAACUUGUAUACAUUCUUAACAGAGAUGCUGAGGCACGUCUGACCAUCUCUUCCCCACUGGAAGCUCAUAAGAGCAACACCCUAGUGUAUCAUACGGUUGGCGUCGACGUUGGUUUCGAGAAUCCCAUGUUUGCCUGUUUAGAGAUUGAUUAUGAGGAAGCCGAUAGCGAUCCCACUGGUGACGCGGCAGUGAAAACGCAGCAGACGCUUACUCUGUACGAACUCGAUCUCGGCCUGAAUCACGUGGUGCGGAAGUACAGCGAACCUUUGGAGGAACAUGCUAAUUUCCUUGUUUCCGUGCCAGGCGGCAAUGAUGGGCCGAGCGGCGUACUCAUUUGCUCCGAAAAUUAUCUUACAUACAAGAAUCUCGGGGAUCAGCACGACAUACGUUGCCCGAUUCCGCGACGCCGUAACGACUUAGACGAUCCCGAGCGGGGGAUGAUAUUCGUGUGCUCGGCCACGCACAAAACGAAGAGCAUGUUUUUCUUUUUGGCACAGACGGAGCAGGGUGACAUCUUCAAGAUCACCCUCGAGACGGACGAGGACAUGGUCACCGAGAUUAAACUCAAGUAUUUUGACACUGUGCCCGUAGCGGCGAGUAUGUGCGUCCUGAAAACGGGAUUCCUGUUUGUCGCCUCGGAAUUCGGCAAUCACUACCUGUAUCAAAUAGCGCAUCUCGGGGACGAUGACGAUGAGCCCGAAUUCAGUUCCGCGAUGCCGUUGGAGGAAGGCGAUACCUUCUUCUUUGCCCCGAGACCUCUUCGAAAUCUAGUGCUGGUCGACGAAAUGGACAGUCUAUCGCCUAUAAUGGCUUGCCAGGUAGCAGAUCUGGCUAAUGAAGACACGCCACAAUUGUACAUCGCGUGUGGUCGAGGACCGCGUUCUACAUUACGAGUGCUACGCCACGGUCUCGAAGUGUCUGAGAUGGCCGUGAGUGAGCUGCCGGGUAAUCCAAACGCCGUAUGGACCGUGAAGAGAAGAAUCGAUGAGGAAUAUGAUGCGUACAUCAUAGUGUCUUUCGUGAAUGCCACACUCGUACUCAGUAUCGGCGAGACUGUCGAGGAAGUGACGGACUCGGGUUUUCUCGGUACAACACCGACUUUGAGUUGCUCCGCUUUGGGCGAGGACGCAUUGGUGCAGGUAUAUCCUGACGGUAUACGUCACAUUCGAGCGGAUAAGCGUGUCAACGAAUGGAAGGCACCAGGCAAAAAGACCAUUGUGAAAUGCGCUGUCAACCAACGUCAAGUUGUGAUCGCUCUCACUGGAGGAGAACUGGUCUACUUUGAGAUGGAUCCUACUGGACAAUUGAACGAGUAUACGGAAAGGAAAAAGAUGCCCUCAGAAGUAAUGUGCAUGGCCCUCGGAAACGUGGCAGUGGGUGAGCAACGCUCGUGGUUCCUUGCCGUCGGUCUGCAGGACAAUACGGUGAGGAUAAUAUCUCUGGAUCCCUCGGACUGUUUAGCACCGAGAAGUAUGCAGGCGUUACCAGCAGCUGCGGAGAGUUUGUGUAUUGUAGAGAUGGGCGCCAAGGAAGCCGACAAUUCCGAGGAUGCGGCGCCGCAGCAAUCUAGUUUAUACCUGAAUAUAGGUUUGCAAAACGGUGUGCUCCUUAGAACUGUGUUAGAUCCGAUUUCUGGCGAUCUCGCGGACACGAGGACACGAUAUCUGGGCUCUCGUCCCGUAAAGCUUUUCAGAAUACGAAUGCAGGGUAAUCAGGCCGUGCUGGCGAUGAGCAGCCGGUCCUGGCUGAGUUAUUACCAUCAAAAUCGUUUUCACCUAACACCCCUGUCAUACGAAAGUCUCGAAUUUGCAUCGGGCUUCAGCUCCGAGCAGUGUCCGGAAGGCAUCGUCGCUAUUUCAACGAACACGUUGAGAAUCUUGGCGCUUGAGAAACUCGGCGCUGUGUUCAAUCAAGUGAGCUUUCCGUUGGAGUACACGCCGAGGAAAUUCGCGAUUCACGCGGAUUCUGCACACUUAGUGGUUAUCGAGACGGAACACAAUGCCUACACGGAGGAAACGAAGCAACAGAGAAGAUUACAGAUGGCGGAGGAGAUGCAAGAGGCGGCCGGCGCCGAGGAGGCUGCUGUUGCCCGGGAAUUGGCGGAAGCAUUUUUGUCGGAGGAGCCAAACGAAGCGGUUUUUGGUGCCCCGCGAGCAGGCCCGGGAUUGUGGGCCUCCAUGCUGAGAAUAAUGGCACCGACUACCGGACAAACGUUUGAAGUGCAUCGGUUCGAACAGAAUUUAGCUGCAUUAUGUCUUUGCCUUGUAAAGUUUGCCAAUCAAGGUGAUCAGCUGUUUCUCAUCGUUGGAGUCGCGAAGGAAUUUCAAUUGAAUCCUAGAGUUAGCAAUGGCGGCUUUCUUUAUACAUAUAAAGUAAAUGCGGAGUGUACCAGUAUCGAACUGCUACACAAAUCCCCGUUAGACGAAGUACCGUUGGCUAUUUGUCCAUAUCAGGGUCGAGUACUGGUCGGCGUGGGUAGAAUGUUACGGUUAUACGACAUGGGUAAAAAGAAAUUAUUGCGUAAAUGCGAAAACAAACAUAUACCCAAUGCUGUCGUAUCAAUCAACGCAAUUGGUCAACGAAUCUACGUCAGCGACGUGCAGGAAUCGGUGUACGCUGUAAGAUAUAAGCGUCAGGAGAAUCAGUUAAUCGUUUUCGCGGAUGACACGCAUCCCAGGUGGAUUACGACAACGUGCGUACUGGAUUACGAUACUGUCGCCACCGCUGAUAAAUUCGGAAACAUAGCUGUGAUACGAUUGGCAACUGGUAUCAAUGACGACGUGGAUGAAGAUCCUACGGGAAAUAAAGCACUAUGGGACCGCGGAUUGCUGAAUGGCGCGAGUCAAAAAGCGGACACAGUGGCAUGUUUCCAUGUAGGCGAAACGGUGAUGUCGCUACAGAAGGCGACUCUCAUUCCCGGCGGUUCCGAGAGCUUGGUCUACACGACCUUGAGCGGGACGGUGGGCGUACUCGUGCCGUUCACAAGUCACGAGGAUCAUGAUUUCUUUCAACAUCUAGAAAUGCACAUGCGAUCCGAGCAUCCACCUCUAUGCGGCAGAGAUCAUCUGUCUUUCCGGUCGUAUUAUUAUCCUGUAAAAAAUGUCAUCGACGGUGAUCUUUGUGAACAAUUCAACUCGAUCGAACCCACUAAGCAGAAGAGCAUCUCCGGCGAUCUCGAGAGAACGCCGUCCGAGGUGUCGAAGAAGCUGGAGGACAUACGUACACGUUACGCUUUCUAAACUUUCCGGUUCGUGUUCUUCAACAUACUGUUUUUUUUCAUAGGUACGACUCUUAUUUCUAAUAUAUAGACGAUCGUGAAAGAUUAUGGAUUCUAUUUUAUUCAUUCUUUUUACAUAAUAUUGAAUUAGUGAUGUAUCUUUUUCUAAUUUGAUCGCACAAAUAUAAUUCUGUUAUAUAAAAUUGAGUAUAAAAAUUUAACGCCAUGUAAAAAUUCAAGAUUUUCUACAUGUGUGAUAGCUUUAUUAUGUAAACAUAACUUUUUAGAAUAUAUAUGUUGACAUAGAGAUGUAAUGUAUAUUUAAUUUCUUUUAAGCAAACAUUUUCAGUAAUGGAAACAAAGUAACAGUAUUUUAAUAUCUUUAGUAUACUCGUAUAAACGCUUUGUAUUUCUGUAACAACUAGCAGACUGCUAUAAAGCUCGAAACGUUAAUUUGUAAGUGUGAAAGUCUCACGGAUUUGGCUUUCCGUCGUAAAUAGAUUUUAAUCAUUUGUACCACAAGUGUAGAUAUAUAAACAUAAUGGCGUCAUUUCAUCACUAUAUAUACGGUAUACAAACUAACGCAUUGCCACAUUGAAAUUGCAUCAAUGAUUAAGCAAUUAAUUUCCGUUUAUUGUGGUUUUGCAAAUUGCACAUUAAAUCAUCUACCGAUUCUAACAUUGAUUCAUCACCUAAAUGAUUUAUAUAUCCACCCAUGAAUAUUCAUCAUGAAUAUAUUUAUUAAACAAUU